CUAGUGAGAGGCCAUAAAUUAUUCUUGCGCCUGUUGGGUUUUUGUACAAAUUGCGUUUGGUUGGUGAUACAAUCGGGUAUAAUAUUCUCGGAAGUAGUAAACAUAAAUAAGAGGCCGUGGAUUUCUGGGACGUUAAAGGCGGGAAAAAGAUAACAAGUCGCACGAAACCAGGGACGGUUUAAUAGAUGAAGCUUUGGCAGACGUCAUAUCACUUCCUUUCGUCUUGUUAGGUGCAGCGCACUUUAAUUUUACCUCCGGCAGAGGGACAAGAUUGACGAGAACAAGUUAAAAGACCUUUGGACGAUCUACUCGAUACGACACAAUUCCUUCAAGGUCAAAGAUAAAAGUGCUAAUCAAGAAAAUACAGCGGUACAAGGUCGUUGUCGUGAACAGUGCUUAAUGCUCUUCGAGACUGCAUCACAGGAAUCCCAACAGUGAAUGCAUGACACUACAAUCAAGGCGAGGUCGAAGAUAUAUGCGAAAAGAUGAUAAAAUCGUAACUCUAAACGUGAGUGGUCGAAAAUUUAGCACAUGGGAAAGUACCUUAAAGAAAUACCCAAACACCUUGUUAGGAAGCGAGGCUCUCAAACUGUUCUUCGACCAGGAGAAGAAAGAAUACUUCCUGGAUAGAGAUCCUCAUAUGUUUCGUUACAUCUUGAAUUAUUACAAGGUUGGAAAGCUACACCUAUCGCUUGAGGAUUGCUUUGAUGCAUUUCAAGAGGAGCUUCAGUACUUUGGCAUAUCGCUUGAUGAAAUCAACGACUGUUGCUAUGACGAAGAAUGUGUCAAUGCAUUCAACCAACCCUAUGCUUGUCCAUGUAAUGACGCAAUCUCACCGAGAACCGCUGGCAUCAAUACACGAAUUCGCAGAUUCAUAAGGACUGUUUUUGAAACGACCGAGACAAGACUUUCGCGAUUUGUUCAAAGUUUCAUAACGACUUUGAUAUAUUUGAGUGUAAUAUCGACAAUUGUCGAAACAAUUGAGUGUAAAAGAGGGAAAACAUGUGCGGAAGUUUAUCAAAAGGAGUUUUUCAUUGGAGAAGCGAUCUGUAUGUCGAUCUUUACAUUGGAAUAUAUCCUAAGAUUUUACGCCGCUGAAAAACGAUUCAAAUUUGUUGUGGAAAAAAUGAACAUCCUAGACCUACUGGCAAUCCUCCCUUUUUAUAUUCAUCUGUCUGUGCAAUUUAUAGCUGAAAAAGAACCAGCCUUACUAGAAAAUACAAAUGCACUCGUCGUUCUCAGGAUUCUAAGAAUGUUCAGAAUACUGAAACUUUCUCGUCACUCAAAGAAGAUGAGAAAGAUGGGACACGCCUUGAAAAGAGCUUUCGUGGACUUGGGUUUCCUAUUCUUUGCAUUCUUAUUGGCCAAUAUCUUAUUCGCAAGCAUACUCUACUUCAUAGAACGGGGGAAAUCUUCCAAGCAGUUCACGAGUAUUCCUGACUCCAUGUGGUACACAAUUGUUACCAUGAUGACUGUUGGUUAUGGUGAUUGUAUACCAAAGACUAUACCUGGAAAGUUUGUCGGGUCUAUCUGUUGUCUAAUGGGUAUUAUCAUGCUGGCCUUGCCGAUCCCUAUACUACAAGAGGGGAAUGAACGUGAGGAACAGAUGAAGAAUACAAAGAACUCGCCUUCAAGAAAAUGUCCUACCAAAGCAAACUGCCAUGUCGACCAGCCUGCUACUACUUCAAGCACCACUCUGUUAUAAACCAGUGUAAAAAAUAGAUAGUCAAUUAUAUCAGGGAGGUUAUAUCCAACCUUGUACAUAAGACAGACUUUUAGUAACGACCCCUUGAUCUUGAAGGCAAUACGCCGAAAAACCUUGAGUUAUAUCAAAAUGACCGCCUUGAAAUACAACAGACUUUUUGUAACGAUGCCUUGAUCUUGAAGGCAAUACGCCGCCGAAACACCUAGCGUUAAGUAACGACCACUUCAUUUUAGAGGAAUACACCGAAAAACCAGAAUGACCCCCUUGAAAUACGACCAACUUUUGAGUAACGACUACUACAUGUUGAAAGAGUACACUGAAAAACCUUAAGUUAAUUAUAUCAAAAUGACUCCCUUGACAGACAACCAACUUUUGAGUACAAAAUGAAAUACGACCAACGUUUGAAUAACGACCACUACAUUUUAAAGGAAUACACGGAAAAACCUUAAGUUAAUUAUACCAAAAUUACAGCCUUCAAAUACGACCAACUUUCAGUAAAACAAUUACUAUAUCUUAAAGGCAUACGCCGGAAAAACCUAUUGCUAUACCAAAAUGACCACUUGAAAUACGACCAACUCUUAGUAAAACGACCACUCAAAAUUUUUACGAUAUAAAUUAUCUUAUUAUAACUACACGACCACCUCGUAAAUGCGACCAACUUUUACUAACCAUUGCUUCAUAUCGAAAGAAGGUAUAAAGUAGAAAUAUAAUUUUAUUAUUUAUAUUAAAACGACCUACAUGGAAAUGCAACCAACAUUGCGAAACCUUUCUUUGUAACGACUACAAUCGUUAAAAAAACACCUGUAAAUUACGACCACCACAUCUAGUUUAAAAAAAUAAACCCUAACUACAAGUAA
Molecule: messenger RNA, 2562 nt
Organism: Actinia tenebrosa (Australian red waratah sea anemone)
Lineage: Eukaryota; Metazoa; Cnidaria; Anthozoa; Actiniaria; Actiniidae
Product: A-type voltage-gated potassium channel KCND3
Biological process (GO): potassium ion transmembrane transport; protein homooligomerization; action potential
Cellular component (GO): membrane; voltage-gated potassium channel complex
Molecular function (GO): voltage-gated potassium channel activity; protein binding
Source: RefSeq, a predicted model, not a curated record